GCCUCAUCGUCUCCUCCGUGCUCCACUUGCCCAUUCUUACGCGCUAAGCAACAGGCCAGCCGGCCGUAGCUCCAAAGCGGGAGCCGGAGCCGGAGCCGGAGCCGGGAGCUAAGGGGGGCCGUGAUGUCGUCGUCGCCGACGGCCGCGCCGGCGCCGACCACGCCAUCGGCUCCGCCGGCCAACGCGACAAAUCCGCCGCCCGCGACCCCGUCCGCGCCGCCACCGGCGGCGCCCACGCCUCCCACGCCCACCCCGCCCACGCCGUCCCCGCCGUCCCCAGCCGCGCCGCCGCCGUCACCCCCCUCCGUCCCGGCCCCCGCGCCGGCCUCCACCCCGGUGACUCCCUCUGCGCCCUCGCCCUCCUCCCCUUCCUCCCCGGGCACGCCCGCCACCCCGUCGCCUCCAUCGGACACCCCGUCGCCGCCAUCGUCCGGUGGAGGGGGCAGGUCCCCGCCGUCGUCUGGGGGUGGGCGAUCCACGCCGUCCUCCCACUCGCCUCCCAAGUCGCACUCGCCGGGGGGCGGUGGCGGCAGCUCCGGGCCGUCUACGUCGCUCGUCGUGGGCGUGGCCGUCGGCGGCCUCGUGCUGCUGCUGCUCGCCAGCUUCAUCUGCCUCUGCUGCCUCCGCAAGAAGCGCCGCCGCGCGCCGCCGCCGCCGCCGCCUCAGCACUACGGAUACCCGCCGCCCCCGCCGCCGUACAAGGAGGAUCCAUACGGUGGAACGUACCAGAGUUGGCAGCAAAAUGCGCCUCCUGCUCCACCCCCUGAGCAUGUGGUCAAGAUGCACCCUUCGCCUCCGCCAGCAUAUGCCAAUCGUCCUCCACAGCCGCCAGUGCCACCACCACCAGCGAUGCUAAAUAGUAGUGGUGGAUCUGGUUCUAAUUACUCUGGUGGCGAGAUCCUACCUCCACCAUCCCCUGGUGCUGUUCUUGGCUUCUCGAAGAGCACAUUCACCUACGAAGAGCUGUUGAGGGCUACUGAUGGAUUCUCGGAUGCUAAUCUCCUUGGACAAGGUGGUUUUGGCUAUGUUCACAGAGGAUUGCUGCCUAAUGGCAAAGAGAUUGCUGUAAAACAAUUGAAACUGGGAAGUGGCCAGGGAGAGCGUGAGUUCCAGGCUGAGGUUGAGAUUAUCAGCCGAGUACAUCACAAACACCUUGUGUCUUUGGUUGGCUAUUGCAUUUCUGGAGGCAAGAGGCUGCUUGUCUAUGAGUUUGUCCCCAAUAACACAUUGGAAUUCCACUUACAUGCGAAAGGUCGACCAACAAUGGAGUGGCCUGCUAGAUUAAAGAUCAGUUUGGGUGCUGCCAAGGGUUUAGCUUAUCUUCAUGAAGACUGCCAUCCAAAGAUCAUCCAUCGUGACAUAAAGGCAUCUAACAUUCUUCUUGACUUCCAAUUUGAAGCUAAGGUUGCUGAUUUUGGACUUGCAAAGUUCACUACUGAUAACAACACCCAUGUUUCGACAAGAGUAAUGGGCACCUUUGGGUAUUUGGCACCUGAGUAUGCAUCUUCUGGCAAGCUAACAGAAAAAUCCGAUGUAUUUUCCUUCGGAGUCAUGCUUCUUGAGCUUAUUACUGGGCGGCGACCAGUUGACACAACCCAAACAUAUAUGGAUGACAGCUUGGUUGACUGGGCAAGGCCAUUACUGAUGCGAGCACUUGAGGAUGGUGAAUAUGAUUCUUUAGUGGAUCCUCGGCUGGGAAAGGACUUCAAUCCUAAUGAGAUGGCAAGAAUGAUAGCCUGUGCAGCUGCAUGUGUACGCCAUUCUGCACGUCGUCGGCCACGUAUGAGUCAGGUCGUUCGGGCUUUGGAGGGCAAUGUGUCUUUGGAGGACCUUAAUGAAGGUGUUCGGCCUGGCCAUAGCCGCUUCUUUGGGUCAUACAGCAGCUCCGAUUACGAUUCUGGCCAGUACAACGAGGACAUGAAGAAGUUCAAGAAGAUGGCAUUCAACAACAACUAUACCAGCAGCCAAUACAGCGCGCCAACCAGUGAAUAUGGACAGAUACCGUCUGCAUCAAGCAGCGAGGGCCACCAGACGCAAGAGAUGGAGUCGGGUGCAAUGAAGAAAGGUGGCUACAGUGGUGGCUACAGCUCAGGAUACAGCGGAGCCUCGUAAGGGAAUUCCCUCUUUUUUUUUGUUUUUCUUUUGAUGUUUUCAUUGCUGCAUUUGUAAAGUCUGGCCGAAUUAUAUGACCAAAGCUGCUGACUUGCGCGUGAUGUAUCUGAGUUUGACCGAGUAUAGUUCUAUGUAGCUGC
This is a messenger RNA of Zea mays, 2252 nucleotides long. RefSeq names its product putative prolin-rich extensin-like receptor protein kinase family protein. The transcript has 8 exons. NCBI's taxonomy places the organism in Eukaryota, Viridiplantae, Streptophyta, Magnoliopsida, Poales, Poaceae. The record is from RefSeq and is marked provisional. Gene Ontology annotation, molecular function: protein kinase activity; ATP binding. The coding region runs from base 124 to 2112 and encodes 662 amino acids. Gene Ontology annotation, biological process: protein phosphorylation.